Messenger RNA from Xyrauchen texanus (razorback sucker), 2899 nucleotides. RefSeq names its product plastin-3-like. NCBI's taxonomy places the organism in Eukaryota, Metazoa, Chordata, Actinopteri, Cypriniformes, Catostomidae. Gene Ontology annotation, molecular function: calcium ion binding; actin filament binding. Gene Ontology annotation, cellular component: actin filament; cytoplasm; actin filament bundle. The transcript is spliced from 16 exons. Gene Ontology annotation, biological process: actin filament network formation; actin filament bundle assembly. The coding region runs from base 179 to 2059 and encodes 626 amino acids. The record is from RefSeq and is a predicted model, not a curated record.
CCAUAGCCUGGGAGGAAGCUUUGUGAGGCAGACAGGAAUGCUGGUGUUUCAGAUUAGCUUUGAAGGGUGAGGUGCAAGGACUGCCUCUUCUGUUGCGACUGCUGCUGCACACAGCCCCGUUCUCAGCACAGAAUUCGUCACGUCAUUUGAGUGAGCACUUCAGGUUUUUUCCGGAGAGAUGGCAGGGACGAUAUCCACAGAUGAGCUGGAGGAAUUGCGCGAGGCCUUCGGGAAAGUCGAUUUGAAUGGCAAUGGUUUCAUCUCCGACUACGAGCUCCACGACCUGUUCAAAGAGGCCAAUCUGCCCCUGCCGGGGUACAAAGUGCGAGAGAUCAUCCAGAAACUCAUGGAAGACGGGGACAAAGACAAGGACAAUAAGAUCAGCUUUGAUGAGUUUGUGUCUAUCUUCCAUGAGUUAAAGAGCAGUGACAUCGCCAAGAGCUUCAGGAAGGCCAUUAACAGGAAAGAGGGCAUCCUGGCUAUCGGCGGCACCUCUGAGCUGUCCAGCACGGGCACACAGCACUCAUUCUCCGAGGAGGAAAGAUUUGCCUUCGUGAACUGGAUCAACAGCGCGCUCGAACACGACCCUGACUGUAAACAUGUAGUGCCCAUGAACCCCGACACCACCGCCAUCUUCAAAGCUGUGUGUGACGGGAUUGUGCUCUGUAAAAUGAUCAACUUGUCAGUGCCUGAUACUAUUGACGAGAGGACGAUCAACAAGAAGAAAUUAACCCCCUUCACAACACAGGAAAAUUUAAACCUGGCUCUUAACUCAGCUUCUGCCAUCGGCUGUCAUGUGGUAAACAUCGGGGCUCUGGACCUGCGGGAAGGGAAACCUCAUCUGGUGCUGGGACUUCUGUGGCAGAUCAUCAAGAUCGGUCUGCUAGCUGACAUUGAGCUGAGCAAAAAUGAGGCUCUGGUGGCUUUGUUGAGGGAUGGAGAGUCUCUAGAGGAUCUGAUGAAACUCUCCCCAGAGGAACUGCUGCUCCGAUGGGCCAACUUCCACCUGGACAAUGCCGGCUGGAGCAAGAUCAACAACUUCAGUCAUGAUGUUAAGGACUCCAGGGCUUAUUUCUACCUGCUCAACCAGAUCGCACCUAAAGGCCAGAAGGAGGGAGAAGAUCAUAUUGACAUCGACAUGUCGGGAUUCGGUGAGCAAGAUGACCUGAAGCGAGCGGAGUGUAUGCUGCUGCAGGCAGACAAACUCGGCUGCAGGCAGUUUGUCACAUCCACUGACGUCGUGUCUGGCAACCCGAAACUCAACUUGGCAUUUGUUGCCAAUCUCUUCAACAAGUACCCAGCGCUGACCAAACCCGAGAAUCAAGAUAUCAACUGGGGACUUCUGGAGGGAGAAACCAGAGAAGAGAGAACAUUCAGGAACUGGAUGAAUUCUUUGGGUGUCAGCCAUGUCAAUCACUUAUAUAAUGAUCUUCAAGAUGCUCUGGUCAUCCUGCAGCUGUAUGAGAAGAUCAAGGUUCCCGUUGACUGGAACAACAAAGUCAACAAGCCUCCAUAUCCAAAACUAGGGGCCAACAUGAAAAAGCUGGAGAACUGUAACUACGCUGUGGAACUGGGGAAGACCAAAGCCAGUUUCUCACUGGUGGGCAUCGGGGGGCAAGACUUAAAUGAUGGGAAUCCCACCCUCACUCUCGCCCUGGUCUGGCAACUCAUGAGGAGAUACACUCUGAAUGUGCUGGAGGAUCUGGGAGAUGGCCAAAAAGUCAAUGAUGACACCAUCGUCAACUGGGUUAAUAAAACACUGUCAAAUGCAGGAAAAUCAACCAAAAUAUCAAGUUUCAAGGACAAAGAGAUCAGCUCAAGUCUGGCAGUAUUGGACCUGAUUGAUGCCAUCCAGCCCAAUUCUGUCAACUAUGACCUCGUCAAGAGCGGAAGCCUCAGUGAUGAAGACAAACUGGACAAUGCAAAGUAUGCUGUUUCCAUGGCCAGGAAAAUUGGCACUCGUCUGUACGCUCUACCCGAUGAUCUUGUGGAGGUGAAACCCAAGAUGGUGAUGACUGUGUUCGCGUGUCUAAUGGGCAGAGGCAUGAAGAGGGCGUAAAACUGGACCUUGCCAAUCAAACGCUGAUGUCUUACCCAAAAGCCAUUUUGCUGGAUGAAAGGUUUCUGGCUCAGUAAAUUUAUUACAACCACUUUUAAGUACAAACAAACAAACAAAGCAAUGCCGACAGAUGUUAAAGAAUCAUGUUUCAGGGUGAUUAAAUGAUGUAUGAUUCCACACAGACAGCAUCUCUACAUGUCAAAUUAUGUCUUCAAUCAAAUGACUUCGAUUCAAGCCAUGUCAGACUCUGCUUUGAAAUACUCUAUUUGCAUACAUGAUAAAUUAAAUUUGGGUUAGUUUUAAAUGGACAUCUCAAUUUGACAGCUUUUGAACGUUUUGCAUCACAACUGGCCUUAUGAGAUGCAGUAUUGCCUCUAUGCAGCUCACCAUUGUGUUUUUGUUUUUUGUCAUUGAAUUGGACUGUUUAUUUUCCUUGUUUUGUACAUGUUAUGAAAUUAAUAAAUAUGUAUACAUGAUGGUAAAACGCUUUAACACAUUCCAUAGUACAAAUCUCAUUGUAUGCAUAUGUAUAUAUGUAUAAGCAAAAAAGGCUUUUUACAUACAAGAGAGCUCUGACAGAAUGAACUCUGCAUGAUCUAUAUAUUUAUAACAAUACAAUUCUCAGAAUAUGUCUUUAAAAAAAGCUUUAAGCAUUAACCAAUUCAUGCUGUACGUUCAGAAUGAAGAUUGAAAAUAGAGAUGCAACUGUUAGUGUUGGUUGAUAACUGACCAGUUGCUUGGGAACGAAACUGGAAGUGGCAUGUUACUGUUGACCGAAGCAGCUCACAUCAAAUGUCUGUAAUUGAAAAACAUCACAAAUGAAGCAGAAAAUAAAACUGU